GUCGUCUCGCAAUGUUGGGAACUUCACUGUUUACAGUUACAUCUUAUUAAAAUAUUUAUUUUAUGGUAAAAAAAUAAAAAAUACAAAAAAAAAAAAAAAACGGAGGAAAUUGUAAAGAUAUUCUUCGGAUAAUCAGAUGUGCUGGAUGAUUCACAGUUCUUUGGGUCUGAUGGGAGCGUUGAAUAGUUGUUGCUGGCGGAGUCAUUCCAAUCUCGAUGAGAAGAACGCUAUUUUACGAUAUGAGACUUCCAAAAUGCAGAGCAUUAGGACUCAGGACUCCUCCAGGACUCAGACCUCCAGAGCCAGUAUGUCCAGCCACUGUGACCCAAGCCUGGGUCAGGAGGGCCCGUCUUGGAGGACAGAGGAGCAGGAGUGGGUCCCCUGGAGAAGCCCCAGGACCUCCAUGGGCGAUGCAGAGUCGGACGGAGAGCUCCAAGCUUUUAUCACGAUGAGGAACGAGGCAGACACGUACACAGAGGAGUGGGAGAAGCUCAACUACGACAUCCAUAGUCUGAGGUACACCAAACGAGAGAUCAGCAGCCGAUGGAAGAAGAUUCUAACACAGCUAGGCUACCAGCGUGAGGUUGACUCUCUCCUGACGGUGAACAGACAGCUGUUACAGACAACUCUGAGUGAAUCCGAUAACAUGAACAGAGCCAGACAGCUGUUACAGACCACACUGGACCACUCUAGUUUGUUCCCACGAGGAGUGGCUAACACAGACAGAUACCUCUUUGUUAUGGAUCGCUUGGUGUCUCUGGAUAGUGCAGAGGAUUUCAUCAGACUGGCGAAGGAGAAAUACCCAAAGAGAGAUGUGUGAAUGAGAGAAAGGAAAAAAAAAGAUAGAAUGAGAGCGAAUGUUUUGCACUCCUCCUGCCGGCACUAGAAGGAAUGUGAAGAUCACAGACGUCCCUUUACUUAGACACUUUAACUGAUUCUAACUGACCUCACAUUUUAUACUCAGAACGUCUAAUGUGCCUAAAAACAAAUUUUCUAUACAAGUUGUUGUAUGUGUUUCAUAGUUUCAGUAUUGUUAUGGCAACAACAACAAACACUGUAAAAUUGUCUGUAAUAUUUAACCGUUGUAUCAAUCUGAAAAGAUACUUCUGAUACAGCGUUUCUUUAACAAGAACUAAACAUUUUAAUUGAUUAACUAAA
Molecule: messenger RNA, 1158 nt
Organism: Salmo salar (Atlantic salmon)
Lineage: Eukaryota; Metazoa; Chordata; Actinopteri; Salmoniformes; Salmonidae
Product: melanoregulin
Biological process (GO): melanocyte differentiation; melanosome transport
Cellular component (GO): melanosome
Source: RefSeq, a predicted model, not a curated record